GCGCACCCCGGGAUUUGUUUUUCUGCGCUGGGUUGAGGAGGGAAACAUGGCGACGACCCUCAUCUGUGGCCGGCUGUCCGCUGGACUCGGGAGUUCUGGCUCCAGAACGACCCUCAGAAAUGCCUGCAAGGUGCUUGGCGGCACCUCUGGCCUGUUGGGGAGCGCGGGGCCACAGCAGCACCCGGUGCAGCAGCAGCAGCGUCGGAGCCUCUCGCUUCACGAAUACAUGAGCAUCGGCCUGCUCAAGGAGUCGGGCAUCUCGGUGCCGGCCGGCAUGGUGGCCAACACGCCCGAAGAGGCCUACUCGGUCGCCAAGCAGAUCGGUUCCAAGGACCUAGUUGUUAAGGCCCAGGUGCUGGCGGGAGGCCGGGGUAAAGGAACCUUCGAGGGGGGUCUCAGAGGGGGCGUCAAAAUCGUCUACUCUCCCGAGGAGGCCCGAGACAUCUCCUCCCAGAUGUUGGGCAAGAAGCUCUACACGAAGCAGACGGGAGAGCAGGGCCGCAUCUGCAAUCAGGUGUUCAUCUGCGAGCGCAGGUACCCUCGCAGGGAGUACUACUUCGCCAUCACCAUGUCGAGGUCCUACCAGGGUCCGGUGCUGAUUGGUAGCUCUCACGGGGGCGUGAACAUCGAGGAUGUGGCGGUGGAGAACCCCGACGCCAUCAUCAAGGAGCCUAUCGACAUCAUGGAGGGCAUCAAGAUGGAGCAGGCCAUCAAGGUGGCGCAGAAAAUGGGCUUCCCCCCCGCCCUGGUGAACGAGGCGGCUGAGAACAUGAUCAAGCUGUACGACGUCUUCAUCAAGUACGAUGCGUCCAUGGUGGAGAUCAACCCCAUGGUGGAAGACUCCUCGGGCAUCGUGAUGUGCAUGGAUGCCAAGAUCAACUUCGACUCGAACGCUGCCUACCGGCAGCAGAAGGUGUUCAACAUGCGCGACUGGAGCCAGGAGGAUCCGCGGGACCACCAGGCCGCCAAGGCCGACCUCAACUAUAUUGGGCUGGACGGCACCAUCGGCUGCCUGGUAAACGGAGCUGGCCUCGCCAUGGCAACCAUGGACAUCAUUAAGCUACAUGGGGGCACACCUGCCAACUUCUUGGAUGUGGGGGGUGGAGCUACAGCACACCAGGUGACAGAGGCGUUCAAGCUCAUCACUUCAGACAAAAAGGUUCAGGCCAUCCUGGUCAACAUCUUCGGCGGCAUCAUGAGGUGUGACAUCAUCGCCCAGGGGAUCAUCAUGGCCGUGUCGGACCUAGAGCUGAAAAUCCCCAUCGUGGUGCGGUUACAAGGGACGAGAGUUGACGAUGCGAAGGCCCUGAUCGCCGCCAGCCCCCUCAAAAUCCUGGCGUGCGAUGACUUGGACGAGGCGGCGAAGAUGGUUGUCAAGCUCUCUGAAAUUGUGUCUCUGGCCAAAGAGGCCCAAGUGGACGUCAAGUUCCAGCUCCCGAUUUAAGGCGCACCACCUCCAGCGCAGCAGGAACCCGUAACCGUAGCAACUUCUCCAAAGUAUUGAGAGUAUGGUUCAGCACACAAUCGCUCGUUUCCUUUUUUCGAUUUUGUUUUUUUGUCGUCUUCUGUGUGGAAGCAUGACCCUCAGCCUGUUACUGUAGGCCCAGACACUCCGUGCUCCCUAGAAAGCAGGGCAACCGUGUCCUGUGUCCCCUUCAUAUCCAUCUGCUCGCUGGUGCCUGUGCUGAAUCCCCCCCCCCCCGCUUUGCUCAACCACCGAACUCCACAAGCAGACACUGUUGCCCCCCCCCACCCCAGCGAGCUGCUUUCUUCUUCUCCUCCUUCCUUCCGCCUUCCCUGUGCCUUGGUGCUAUAAAAGCAGAGAGAGGGUCUGCACCGAGUAUUUAUACCGUUGGAAGUUCGCUGACUCGGUCGGGAUCGCCCCUGCCAACCUCCAGCCGCUCACCCCGUCCCCCACGCAGCGAUGCAGGGCGUGCGAACCCGUUGCCUCCACUCCCCUUGGUUAAGCGCGCUUCUCCCACUCCCCAUCUCCUAGGUAGCACAGCGGUUACCGUAACGCACAAACACCCCAAACUCUGCUGGCUUCUGGGAGUAAAUGUUAAACCCCCCAUCCCCACCCCACAUCUGGGUGCUCGGUCAGACACGUGUGCUCCGUGAGGAGGUCGUGUAGCCCCCACCCGCCCUGGCUUGCUGUACAUACAAUGAGGUAAAUAGCGGUGCAGGAAGAAGGUGCUGUUAAUGCGGUUAAUUGACACAGAUAGGUGAAAGUGUGUGUGUGUGUGUGUGUGUGUGUGUGUGUGUAUCUGACGGAGGUGACGCUAAGAUUACUGUAGUGGGUUUUAGUUUUUGUGAAAAAGGGCUCCUUACCAACAGCAUCAGUAUUAAGGGCAAAAUUGUAGGAAAUCAGAAGGUUUUGAACGAGGUCAGCUGAAACACACUGGAGCUUUAAAAGAUAUUUAUAAUUAAAAAACUGAAAUUGUGAUGUUUAAGUUGUAUUGGAGAACCGACUCCCCCACCCAUUAGGAACCCCCUUCACGCCAAGGUGCCGCGGCCCAAUCCCCGAUUGAUCCCGGGCGGUUCGGAGCCCAGUCCGUCGACAGCUUUUGCUCAUCAUGGACCCUCCCCCCCCACCCACCGCUCGCUUGUGUCGUUCUGUAGCAGAAAUGCACAGCUCACGCCCCCUCCCCCCCCCCCACCUCAGACACGCACCUCGCUGGACGACUGCCUGCUGCUCACAUGGACCUGAAGUUGUAAGGCGCUUAUUUACCUUGUAAAUAAAAAAAACCAUGCUUGUCCUUUAUUGACUAUUUAAGUGUGAUGAUUGAUGGAAAAGAGGGCGAGGAGAAAAGAUGACGAUUAAAUCCCUUGAACAUCGAGAAGUGCUGUGUUUCUGUUCUUGGCUGACACUG
Molecule: messenger RNA, 2870 nt
Organism: Scleropages formosus (Asian bonytongue)
Lineage: Eukaryota; Metazoa; Chordata; Actinopteri; Osteoglossiformes; Osteoglossidae
Gene: sucla2
Product: succinate-CoA ligase ADP-forming subunit beta
Exons: 11
Coding region: 47-1444 (465 amino acids)
Biological process (GO): succinyl-CoA metabolic process; tricarboxylic acid cycle
Cellular component (GO): mitochondrion; succinate-CoA ligase complex
Molecular function (GO): succinate-CoA ligase (ADP-forming) activity; ATP binding
Source: RefSeq, a predicted model, not a curated record